Molecule: messenger RNA, 7256 nt
Organism: Misgurnus anguillicaudatus (oriental weatherfish)
Lineage: Eukaryota; Metazoa; Chordata; Actinopteri; Cypriniformes; Cobitidae
Source: RefSeq, a predicted model, not a curated record
AAAAAGGACACCCCUCAAAGUGGACUCUUCCAAACUCCCCUGCCUCUAUUCGCGAGUUGGACUGAUCCAAAGUUGCGGUGAAGUUAUGCAAAACAGUUAUCAGCGAGUGAGGCUGCAAAGAUGCGCUGUAGAUAGUUAAUUACAGUUAAUUUAGUUAGGAAUGUCAUGAUUAACGGACUUUGUGGAUUGUGUGUGCGUGCAACUGAUUGUAAGUAGGCUAUUUUCUGCAUAUUAGUGAUUAUUAUAUGGUUAAGAGAUAAAUAAGAGUGCUAUCGCGGCAUUACAUUCGAAUGCAUAAUAAUAUUUGGUUUGCAUAUUACUGUAUAAUGUCACUUAAAUAUCUUGUUUUAAAUCAUAUAUAAUCAUGUUGUUUAUCAAGAAAGUAAUUAAGGCUGCUCUUAUGUUAUAUCGUUAUAUAUGAUACCAUUACAAUGUGUCUUGGAACAUGCCCGGGCUUGUCAGUCUGCGCUGUUAACGUGCAAUAUAUCGCGGGAAGUACUAUUAAAUAGCUAAUGAAUAAUGUUGUAUUCAUGUACCUUAGUUUAUAUUUGUUUCUUUUAUGUGACAUUUAAUAUUCUUAUAAGAUUUAAAUACUGUUUAUAGAUCUGUGAAUGUAUACUUAUGCUUAUUUAUAUUUGUAUCUUGUUUAUGUUUACAGAACCACACAUACAUGCCAUUAAGAAUAAAUAAUCAAUAAGUACAGACUGGUGUGAGACCUAAUGUUCUAACCGGACAUCCUGCAGCUGUUCAAUAAAUCCGAAUCAGAAAAGAAAUAGUGUACAGCAAUUUUACAUGGUCCUUCGAGCCGGAUGAGUGAUCUGCUGCAGUUAUGUCUCACCCAGAAAGAGAACCCCCUGCUGUGCGACCAAGGAGACAAGUUAGCCUCCCACAUUACCUUGCAGACUACGAAAUCAGCAUACCUAAGCCUCAUCGACAGCAGCCACAUUCACCUAGCUACCAUGAUGUACAAGAUGAUUACCCACCAAGAGAUGAAGCGAGAGAACGCAACCUUGCAACGACAAGCUAGCCAGCUCCCUGAAAUCUUUUCGGCAGUCCAAGAGAUGCGUCAACAGAAUGUUGCACUCUUUCAAGAGAUUCAAAGCCUGAAAUCUGAGCGGAGAACCCCUCCUGAAUCAGUCAUUUCACCACAGCCAUUUCCAAGCUCUCACAUUCUAGCAGCGCACAUUCAGACACCAGAGUUAAACCAUCCUAUACCAGCCCCACGCUCAAGAAUGCCUUCUGCUGCUGCUAAAAGACAGCUGUGCCCAACUGGACCAGAUGAAAGCUCAGAGCUGACUGCACAUCUGAGAAAUAUGAAUAUUUCCUCCUCGUCACAUGAGAGACAUCCCUUUACAGCACAGUAUAGCGACUCACCACAGUUCAGGUAUCAAGACUCUCUUCCAUAUUCCCUGCCACCUCGGCUGUCUGAGUUUAUGGUCCCAUCACAGGAUCAGAGGAAAUCAGAUCACACCAAACACAGUUCAGAGCAUCCUUUACCCUCAUCUACCCCUGAGAAAACCUACAGAGGUCCAACCCCUACCAUACCCUUUCUGAUGUCUCCUGACCCUAGGGAGUUUUCAAGGCUGAGAAUUGCGUUAGACAACAUCCUACCUGAAGAUGCCACAGAACACUUUAAGUUUCAAAUUCUGACAGACCAUCUGAAACUGGAGGAGGCUCUUCUGGUGGCGGACUCGUAUAGCAAUUCGAAGUUUCCUUUCACAAAUACUAUGAGAGCUCUGAACAAAAUGUAUGGUCAACCUCACCAAUUAGCCUUGCAACGAAUCGCUGAGCUUAUGGAUGGACCUAACAUACGGAGUGGAGAUGUCGGAAGCUUCAGGAUGUUUGGGCUGCAGGUGCGUUCGCUUGUCAGCAUGGUGCAGCAGCUGGGCCACAAAGGUAGAAUAGAGCUGGAAUGUGGAUCACAUGUGUCUCGUCUACUAAGUAAACUGCCUCAUGACCUCAGAUCAAGUUUUAAGGGAUACAUCCAUCCUCUCCAAGUUGCUAUUCCCACACUGCUUGACUUUGCUGAUUGGCUGGAAUAUGAGCUUCAAGUACAGGAAGACAGUAGCCAGUAUACUUGUCAUUCAAAGCAGGAUUCUUCGGCACGCAUAAGAGAGAUGAAAAGAGAGCCUAAGCAGCCUCGUAGACCAACUACUAUUCUCCUUGGGACUGAAAAGCCAUCAUCCACGUUUACGUCCUCUGCUACGUCUAAACCAGCUUCAGUCGGCACAGAGAAGGUGAAAGCUUUUUGUCCAUACUGUGACAACAACAAGCAUUAUUUGAAUAGCUGUGAUAAUUUCAAGCUGCUCAACAAAGACAUGAAGAUUGACUGGAUAAAGACAAAGAACCGAUGCUGGCGUUGUGGUCGUGGACAUCAAGCAGCUAACUGCACUUUGAAGACCUUUUGCUCAACAUGUAACAGGAAGCACCUGUUAGUUCUGCAUGAUGUAAAUGAGCAAGUCAAGCCACCUCAGCAGAAUACAGUUAAUUCUAGUGCAGUUUUGUAUGUUGACCGCCUCACAUCCAGCAGUAAAGUGCUGCUCAAAGUGAUCAAGGUUCUGAUCAGGAAUGGUAACAGAGCGAUAGAGGCUUAUGCAGUGUUGGACGAUGGGUCAGAGCGGACCAUCAUUCUACAUGAUGCAGUGGAGCAGUUGGGACUUGUAGGAGAGCCCGAAGACCUUGUGCUUCGCACAGUGAGACAGGAUACUCAGGUCAUUCAUGGGGCGGCAGUGACCUUUACUGUGUCCCCAACUGUUAACCCCAAUAAAGCCUACAAGAUCCGUAACGCCUUUACAGCCAAAGUACUCGGCCUGGCAGAACAUACUCACCCAGUUAGCAUCCUGCAAAGGAAGUUCAAGCAUCUUGCUGAGUUACCACUAGAACAGCUGGAUAAGGUACAUCCUGUGCUUCUCAUCGGCUCUGAUUGCCCCCACCUUAUUACACCUAUACAACCAGUGAAACUGGGGCCUCCUGGUGGUCCGGCAGCAGUGAGAACACGUCUAGGAUGGACCCUGCAGGGUCCAACACAAGAGUUAAGCAGUCAUCUUUCCCCUGAACAAUGCUUCUUCACCUCAUUGAGACCCAUCAAUGACCUUUAUGCAAAUGUGGAAAGAUUGUGGCAAAUGGAUGUUCUACCCUACCAAAGUGAAAAGGUGAUCACCAGAUCACGCCAAGACAAAGAGUCCAUUCAGCUUCUUCAAGAAAACACUGUGAGGGUGAAUAUUGAUGGUGUUCAGCGAUAUGCUACUCCUCUGCUCCGUGUCAAGAACAUGCCUAACCUCUAUGCACAUAAGGAAGCUGUCUUGCCACACCUGAGGGGAACUGAGAAACGGCUAGAAAGGGACCCUAAUCUGGCUACAGCAUACCAAGAGGAAUUGAACAAGCUAGAGAAAGCUGGGUAUGUCGUCAAACUAAGUGAGGAGCAGGUGGACGGAACAAAAGAAGCUUGGUACAUCCCGCACCACAUAGUGCAACAUAAUGGGAAGUACAGGGUAGUCUUUAACUGUUCAUUUUCCUACCAGGGGCACAAUCUGAACGAGCUCUUAUUACCUGGUCCAACCCUUGGUCCGUCACUUCUGGCAGUCCUUCUACGUUUCCGGGAACACUCUGUUGCCAUCAGUAGUGACAUCCGUGGCAUGUUCCAUCAGGUACGCCUUUUGCCAAAGGAUAAACCACUGCUGAGAUAUAUCUGGAGAGAUAUGCAAAAAGAAAGGAAACCUGAUGUCUAUGAAUGGCAAGUCCUGCCUUUCGGGACAACCUGCAGUCCGUGCUGCGCCUCGUUUGCUUUACAAAAGCAUGUUAUUGACCAUAGCCAACCUGGAGAGGACACACGGAUCUCAGUGGAGAAGUCAUUUUACGUUGACAAUUGUCUUCAGAGCUUUGCUUCCCCUGACACGGCCAGGAAUCUAGUCGACAAACUCUGCAGUCUCCUGACAUCUGGUGGCUUUGAGCUACGACAGUGGGCUAGCAAUGACCCUUCAGUUAUCAGCCAUCUGCCAGCCGAUAUUCAGUCUCAGAACAGCAUCCUCUGGAUCAGUGAAGGUCAUCAAGAUGCACAGGAAUCAACUCUCGGCCUUCAUUGGACCUGCCAUUCAGACACCCUCUCCUAUAAACAACGCAAACCUGACCGUCAAGUGCCCACGAUGCGAACCAUUUACCAGAUUCUUGCUCGGCAAUAUGACCCCCUUGGCUACCUUAUACCAUUUACCACUCGAGCUAAGGUGAUAGUACAAAGGUUAUGGGACAAGAGGAGAGAUUGGGAUGAUCCACGACUGCCAGAGGACUUGCUAAAUUCUUGGAACCAUUGGGAGAGUGAAUUGGAAGACCUACAGGACAUCAAGUUGCCCCGCUGCUAUUGCAGUAAGGAACUAGACUGCCCCACUAGUAUGAGACAACUUCACAUUUUUUGUGAUGCCUCAGAGAAAGCCUAUGGCUCUGUGGCUUACUUAAGAACAGAGAACCCUCAAGGUAAAGUAGAGGUGGCCUUUGUAACAGCCAGGUCUCGCGUUGCCCCCAAGAAACAACAGAGCAUUCCACGUCUUGAACUGUGUGCAGCACUCACAGGAGCCCAGCUCGCUAAAGUCCUGAAAACAGAGCUUACGUUACCACUUCAUAGCAUUACUUUGUGGUCUGACUCCACUACAGUGCUGACCUGGCUUUUAUCAGAUUCUUGCCGCUUUAAGGUUUUUGUGGGGACCAGAGUGGCAGAGAUUCAGGAGUUGACUGAAUCUGAUACCUGGCAUUACAUUCAGUCGAGUGACAAUCCAGCAGAUGCCAUUACAAGAGGAAAGUCUCUCUCUGAACUCAUCAAAGAUAUCAGAUGGAAUCAAGGCCCAGCAUUCCUCAGACAGACAUCAGCCAGCUGGCCAGAGAUGCCACCAUUAGCCCACAUAACACAAGAUAGUGAGCUGAAAAAGCUAACCUUCUGUGGACUUGUAACUUCUGCUCUGUCACUACCAGAUCCACAUAAAUUUGGCACCUUCUCAGACUACCUAAAAGCACUCAUAGAAUCCUCGAACAAUGGCUCCCCCACAAUUGCUACUGCAGAAGAUUAUAAAGAGGCUGAGCUCACAGCCCUCCGUCAGAUCCAGGAAGAAUCAUUCCCAGAUGAGGUGUUGCACUUAAAAUCUGCUAAACCACUGCCAAGCAGUAGUCGACUGCUGUGUCUAGCCCCAGAACUGGAUAACAGCACCAAUCUCAUUCGUGUUGGUGGUCGUCUCAGACAGAUCAGUCCAUUAGCAGAGGAUAACAUCCACCCCAUUGUCAUUGAUCCACAUCACCCACUUACCAAGCUGAUUAUCAAAGACUAUGAUGAUCGUCUGCAUCACCCUGGACCAGAGAGAGUUUUUUCAGAACUCAGGAGGAAAUACUGGGUAAUAAGAGGACGAGCAGCAAUCAGACAACAUCAACGCCAAUGCACUGAAUGCCAGAAAUGGCGAGCUAAACCGCAUCCCCCCAGAAUGGCAGACCUUCCGCAAGCCAGGUUAAGAAUCCACCAGCCAGUUUUCUAUUCUACGGGGAUAGAUUGCUUUGGUCCUUAUCUCAUAAAGAUAGGACGCAGAAAUGAAAAACGUUGGGGGAUCAUUUUCAAAUGUAUGACCACCCGCGCAGUUCAUAUUGAUCUACUCACCAGUAUAGACAGUGAUUCAUUCCUUAUGGCCCUUCGUCGCUUCAUUGCUCGGCGAGGCAAGCCCUUCGAAAUCCUUUCAGAUCAAGGAACAAAUUUCAAGGGUGGAGAAAGGGAACUCAGGGAAACCUUUGCAGCUCUUCAACCAGAGCUCCAGGUUCAACUUGCAAGCCAACAGAUUAAGUUCACAUUCAAUCCACCCCACGCACCACAUUUCGGUGGAUGCUGGGAACGUGAAAUUCGAUCUCUGAAAACAGCCCUGCAAGUAACCCUCGGAGCACAGACAGUCACUGAAGAAGUGUUGCGGACUGUUCUCAUUGAAAUAGAGGGUAUACUCAAUGCCAAACCUAUUGGUUACACAUCUUCAGACAUCGCAGACCCAGAUCCAGUUACACCAAAUAUCUUGUUGAUGGGGCGGCGAGAUGCCUCACUUCCACAAGUGAUAUAUCAGGAUGCCAAACUCUUGAGCAAACGGAGGUGGAGGCAUAGUCAGGUGCUAGCUGAUCACUUUUGGAUGCAAUUUAUUCGUAACUACCUACCUAGCCUACAAACCAGACAGAAAUGGAUGUCAGAGAAGGACAAUCUACAAGUAGGUGAAACUGUUAUGAUUGUUGACCAGCAGCUACCACGUGCGCUUUGGCCUGUCGGAAAAAUUACACAGGUCUAUCCCGGAAAGGAUAAUCGUGUCAGAUCAGCUGAAAUCAAAGUGAAAGACAAAACAUACAUAAGGCCGGCAACCAAAAUCAUCAGCCUACCUCCAUUGCCAGAGUGACCUUUCAUUACUUAUCAAGGCCUUUUUCAUUGUUCAAAUUCAUAUUACGAAUUUGGGGGCGGCUGUAAAAAAGGACACCCCUCAAAGUGGACUCUUCCAAACUCCCCUGCCUCUAUUCGCGAGUUGGACUGAUCCAAAGUUGCGGUGAAGUUAUGCAAAAAAGUUAUCAGCGAGUGAGGCUGCAAAGAUGCGCUGUAGAUAGUUAAUUACAGUUAAUUUAGUUAGGAAUGUCAUGAUUAAUGGACUUUGUGGAUUGUGUGUGCGUGCAACUGAUUGUAAGUAGGCUAUUUUCUGCAUAUUAGUGAUUAUUAUAUGGUUAAGAGAUAAAUAAGAGUGCUAUCGCGGCAUUACGUUCGAAUGCAUAAUAAUAAUUCGGUUUGCAUAUUACUGUAUAAUGUCACUUAAAUAUCUUGUUUUAAAUCAUAUAUAAUCAUGUUGUUUAUCAAGAAAGUAAUUAAGGCUGCUCUUAUGUUAUAUCGUUAUAUAUGAUACCAUUACAAUGUGUCUUGGAACAUGCCCGGGCUUGUCAGUCUGCGCUGUUAACGUGCAAUAUAUCGCGGGCAGUACUAAAAUAGCCAGUGAAUAAUGUUGUAUUCAUGUACCUUAGUUUAUAUUUGUUUCUUUUAUGUGACAUUUAAUAUUCUUAUAAGAUUUAAAUACUGUUUAUAGAUCUGUGAAUGUAUACUUAUGAUUAUUUAUAUUUGUAUCUUGUUUAUGUUUACAGAACCACACAUACAUGCCAUUAAGAAUAAAUAAUCAAUAAGUACAGACUGGUGUGAGACCUAAUGUUCUAACCGGACAUCCUGCAGCUGUUCAAUAAAUCCGAAUCAGAAAAGAAAUAGUGAAUAGCAAUUUUAC